AUGCAUGUUAUGCGUCUACUUCAGUUCCUGUUGUUUGUCACGAGUCGACUCAGAACACACCUGUGCCUGUUGUUUGUUACCUACCAGGUGGAAAUGUGCGAGAGAGGUGCAGCAGGAGAGGAGGGAGGUGCGGCUGGGGAGAGAAGAGAAGCAGAUGCUGAGCAAGGGAGGGAGAAGGAGCAGCAGGAGCAGCGGGAGGAGCAGGAAGAGGGUGCUGAAAAUGAGUCAGAUAUUGAUGGUUUUAAUGGGAGUAAGGAGGAGUCUUACCGUUACAAUCAUGGUGAUGCUGACGAGGCUGACGUGGAAGAUCAUGGUGAUGGUGAUGGUGAUGAUGAUGAUGAAGAGGAGGAGGAUGGAGAUGCAGACGAGGUGUUAACGGUUGACGAUGCAAUCGACUCCAUCGGCUUCGGCCCCUACCAGCUAUUCCUCGUGUGCUACACCGGCCUCGCCUGGCUUGCUGACGCCAUGGAGAUGAUUCUGCUCUCCUUCGUGGGACCAGCGGCACGGUGUGAGUUCGGUCUUUCAGGAGCAGAGGAGAGCCUUAUAGCGAGUGUGGUGUUUCUGGGUGUAUUUCUGGGCUCGUACGUGUGGGGCCUCGUGGCAGAUGCAUACGGGAGAAGGAGGGGGUUCAUGGCCACUGAUCUCUUCAAUUCAGUUACCUCAAUUCAACCGCCUCUUGUCUAUGUUCUUCCCUUCCAUCCAUCUGUUGUCCAUCUGUCCAUAUCAGGGGCUCGUACGUGUGGGGACUCGUGGCAGAUGCCUAUGGGAGAAGAAGAGGGUUCAUGGCCACUGCUCUCUUCACUCUCUUCGCUGGCUUGCUCAGUGCAUGGUCGCCCACCUUCCUCACGCUCCUCAUCUCUCGCUGCCUCGUGGGAUUCGGCAUUGGAGGGGCAUCAGUGGUCUUCUCCCUCUGCUCUGAGUUCCUCCCCUCCCACUCCCGGGGAUUCUGGCUCGUGUUUAUCGAGUUCUUCUGGACUGUAA
Messenger RNA from Closterium sp. Yama58-4, 981 nucleotides. NCBI's taxonomy places the organism in Eukaryota, Viridiplantae, Streptophyta, Zygnematophyceae, Desmidiales, Closteriaceae. The record is from the annotation of a GenBank genome assembly.